AUGAAGAUGGUUCGUCUCCGCAGCUCCGACGGCGAGGAGUUCGAGGUGGCGGAGGAGACCAUCGGCGCGGCGUCGGUGAUGAUCAAGGGCAUGCUAGAGGACGACGUCGCCGUCGUCGUGAUCCCGCUCCCCAACGUGACCGGCCCCAUCCUCUCCCGCAUCCUCGACUACGUCAACAGGCACUUCUCCGACCCCCACAACGUCACCUCGCACACCCCCGGCGCCGACGACCCCCUCAGGCGGUUCGACGACUCCUUCGUCCAGGUCGACCAGGACACCCUCUUCGACCUCAUGCUCGCUGCCAAUUACCUCGACAUGCAGAGCCUGCUCGACCUGACGUGCAAGACGGUGGCGGACCAGAUCAGGGGCAGGACCCUCGAGGAGAUCCGCAAGAAGUUCAACAUCCGCAACGACUACACCAAGGAUGAGGAGCAGGAGGUCCGCAGGGAGAACUCGUGGGCAUUCAAUUAG
This is a messenger RNA of Aegilops tauschii subsp. strangulata, 471 nucleotides long. RefSeq names its product SKP1-like protein 1. Lineage: Eukaryota; Viridiplantae; Streptophyta; Magnoliopsida; Poales; Poaceae. Gene Ontology annotation, biological process: ubiquitin-dependent protein catabolic process. The record is from RefSeq and is a predicted model, not a curated record.